Messenger RNA from Scomber scombrus (Atlantic mackerel), 5653 nucleotides. Its product is annotated as pleckstrin homology domain-containing family G member 3. Gene Ontology annotation, molecular function: guanyl-nucleotide exchange factor activity. The coding region runs from base 186 to 4331 and encodes 1381 amino acids. The record is from RefSeq and is a predicted model, not a curated record. Lineage: Eukaryota; Metazoa; Chordata; Actinopteri; Scombriformes; Scombridae. The transcript has 19 exons.
UUGACUCAGUACGAGCUGGUGACCUGCACUGGGAUGUGUGUGACCGUGUCCGGGCGACUUUUAACAUGUGAAAAGAAGAAACUAAGCGGAGUUAACACAUUGAGAUACUCACCAAGAAACUACCGAGAAAAGUUUUACUUCUGACAAGGGUCGUUGGAGGGAAAAUAAGUUGGCGACUUCGUGCCAUGCCAGAGGGGUCCCAUUCUGCUCUCCACCAGGGCCCAAUGGGGGAAGAAUCUCCUCAGCUGUCCUCCCCCCUCGCCACUGAAAAUGAGUGUGCAAACGUUGACCUGGGACCAGACUGUUACAGCCAGCAAUGCGUGGAGCCGCUGGACGGAGAGGGUGAACGUCCAGUGAGCCUAGUGUCCACCCUGUCCUCUGGCUCAUCCCGUGAUAGUCACAGCCUUUUUGGGAGCACCGUUGCCCUUCCUUCCUCCGGCACCCCGCCCGUCCCGAACAAGGAGGACAUAGACUUGGAACUGAGCCCGGCCGUACAGCAAGCAGGGGACCACAGUCCCCUCCUUACUGGCUCCAGAAGCCACUGGCGGGAACAUCUGGAGCCCAGGGCGAUCAGCAACCAGUGGAACAACAACAACGCCUCCUCAAACAAGAAGGCAAGUGGCAAAAUACUCCAAAACCCUGCCUCUCCUGUCGUCACGGACACCAUGGCGCCCAACCCAAAGCUGACCUAUGUGGACCGUGUUGUCAUGGAGAUCAUUGAGACAGAGCGCAUGUACGUCAAGGACCUGCGCAGCAUUGUGGAGGACUAUUUGGCUCACAUUAUCGAUAUGAGUAACCUUCCCAUACGACCAGAGCAAGUGUGUGCUCUGUUUGGAAACAUAGAGGACAUCUAUGAGUUCAACAGUGAACUACUGCAGUCCUUGGACAUGUGUGAGAAUGAUCCUGUCGCCAUCGCCCGAUGCUUUGUGGAUAAGAGUGAAUACUUUGAAAUCUACACCCAGUACUGCACCAACUAUCCCAAUUCAGUAGCAGCACUGACCGAUUGCAUGAGAAGUAAAACUCUGGCCAAGUUUUUUAGGGAUCGUCAGGCUGCUCUGAAGCGCUCUCUCCCACUGGGCUCCUACCUGCUCAAGCCAGUCCAGAGGAUCCUGAAGUAUCACCUACUGCUUCAGGAAAUUGCAAAGCACUUUGACCAAUAUGAGGAGGGGUAUGACGUGAUUCAGGAGGCCAUAGACACUAUGACAGGAGUGGCCUGGUACAUCAACGAUAUGAAGAGGAAACAUGAGCACGCAGUCAGAGUUCAGGAGAUACAGUCUCUUCUGAUUAACUGGAAGGGUCCUGACCUGACCACCUAUGGAGAGCUGGUGCUGGAGGGCACAUUUCAUGUCCUACGGGCAAAGAACACCCGUACACUCUUCCUCUUCGAAAGGAUGCUCCUCAUUACCAAGAAAAGAGGGGAACACUACGUCUACAAGAUCCACAUCUCAUGCUCCACCCUAAUGCUACUUGACAGUGCCAAGGAUCCCCUGCUCUUCAGUGUCAUCCACUUCAAGCAUCCCAAGCAACCCCAUACAGCGCAGGCCAAGUCAGUAGAAGAAAAGCGUCUCUGGGCCCAUCACAUUAAGAGGCUCAUUCUGGAGAACCACAACACCAUCGUCCCAGCGAAGGCAAAAGAAUCCAUCCUGGACAAUUCUAACUAUCCUGGGAAGUACCACUACAGUCCUGAGAGGCUGAAGAGAGCCGAGUCCUGUCAAGCUGAAGACUUCCAUCUUGCAGGACGAAAUGGGAGGAGGAGAUCAGAGCCUGCAAAACAAAUCAUAAGGAGCACGAAAGCUGUUUUGAAGCAUGCAGACAGUGAGGGUGCACUGCUGGGGGAUAUGUGCUCCCUUCAGCCAGCCACUAGUGUCAGUACGCUGGCCUCCAGUCUAGGCGAGCCCCAGGCUGAGAGGCCAUGUGUGGACGAUCUCAUUCCUAUAAGGGAUUCUCUGGAGCAGCAAAGUCCUACUGACAGUGACCUGAAACUGGGCUCUACCGGUGAUGGGGGGCUGGAGCUACAAAAGGCAGAGGAGGAGGAGGAGGAGGAGGAGGGAGAGAGUUACAAGGAAGAUUUACUGAUGGGAGAAGACCAGGUAGCCGACUUUGCCAGCUCAGUGCUGGCAGCCAUCUCCUGCUGGCACUAUAGAGCCAGGGCUUUGCUUUCUACUCACUUCACAACGGAUGAUCAGAGCAGAGAUACAAUUGACCUGAAAACAGCACCAAGAGAGGAGGAGGAAUCUCACAGCCACGAGGAAAAACAUGGGGAUGAGGCUAUGAAAGAAAUUCUCAGCACACAGGUGAUUGUGGAGGAGCUGUGCCCUCUAGACUGUGUCCCUCAAGAAAAGAGCAGUGAUCAACUGGAAACGCAUUACUCCCAAUGCACUGAGUCUCCUGUCUCCCCUUCCGAAAUGCAAGAAGCAGUAACCCCAGAACCUGUGGAUACUUAUAGAGAAACUGAAGAGGAGGAAGGAGGGAGUGAUUCUUCGGGUCUCCAUGUGGAGGAGACGAGUGUACUGACAAAUGGGGAGCUCUCAGAGGAGGAAGAGGAGGUGUUGUCGGACAAUAAAAGCAUCCUGCCUUCCUCUGUGUUGGACCAAGCAAGUGUGAUUGCGGAGCGCUUCAUUAGCAGCCUGUCCAGACGGAGCAGCCUGGUUUCAGAGGACCUGGGUUCCCUGGCCUGUCCUUCACCCCUAACAGACGAGGAUGUCUUUAAAAGCCCCUCGGCCUGCAUGGACUUGGAAAAAGAGACCCAUGUGUUGGCCAGCUCUUCCCCAGAGCUACACGUGAUCUCAGAGGUGAAUCUGUCAACACCCGUACCUGAAACUGCACUCAUCGAAGGGGAGCACAAGUCCACUCUGUCUAAACAGGAUCGCCUCCUCAUCCACAAGAUCAGAAGAUACUAUGAGUAUGCUGAACACCAAGAUGCUAACUUUAGCAUCAAGCGCAGGGAAAGCCUCUCCUAUAUUCCAGCAGGUCUGGUCAGGCACCUGAGCCGACAGCUCAACAGUAUUCCUCAAGAGCAGGCUGUUCCCGCCAGCCGAAAAGGCCUCUCUCAUAGCCGGCCCACUUCCUGGUCUGUGUUUGACCUUCCUGGCUUAGAAAAACGUCAAAAGACUGAAACAAAUCAAAAGAUUGCACCACAGAGAUCAAUAGAAUCCAAAACAAGAGCUCAGAGUUUCACCGAUUCCUCUGCCACAGAUGAAGAGUUCAGACCCUCAUCAGACAUGCUCAAGGUUUGGCAAGACAUGGAAUUGGAGGAGGAGAGCCAGGAAGUCCAGCAGAUUGUAGAGGAGAAAGAGAAUGACUCAACAGUACAAGUGACACACGAUAUCAGCUUUGACACGCCUCAGAUUUUAGAAGAGUCUGAAAGAAGCACUUUGUCAGAUGGUUCCUCCGUCUCAUCACCAACCUCAAACUUUCCACCAGUAGAAGACGAAUCUGGUCUGGAUUAUAAGCCAUGUAAACCCCCCAUGUCUCAAGAUACGAACAUCCAGCUGCCUAGGAUCAUUAGCCUCAGAACGGGUGUGGAUGAAGACCAGAUCCUACAAGAUAUGGGAAAAAUGAAAAACAAGGUGUUCCAGCUGGCACGUCAGUACAGCCAGCGCAUCAAAAAUAACAGACCUAUGAUCUGGCAGAGGACCCGAGAAACCGGAAGUCAACAAGGACUCAAGAAUAUGCCUGUUGUCCACGAGGAGAGGACACAAAUGAGAAAAAAGGGUAAACCCAACCUGACAUUGGCCUUGAACACUUGUGAUCAGGCAGUUAUUCAUGAAGUGCGUUCCCCAAGUCCAGUACAGACCCCCAGCUCUGGAGCCAGCUCCCAGAGCACAGUAACUUGCCCACAAAGCCCAGAGUCAGACACCUUCCACUGGCCUGACGUACAAGAGCUGCGCUCCAAGUACAAAGCACCAAACAGGACGCUGGAAUGCUGUACGAACAAGUGUACUGGUUGCUCACACAUGUACAACAGCUGUACAACACUGACAGACUUACCUACAUCACCAUCUUCUAUGACAGAGGACUGGACCGAGCCCCAGUCCAGGCCUCAGCUUCAACCCCUGCUGUGCAGGUGGAGCUCCUUGGACCACAUGCUUGGGUCUCUUCCCCUCCACGAAGUACAGAACCUGCAGGACCCUGUGAGGAGCUGCUACACCUCCAGUCAGGUGUCUCUAAUAACAAGAGAAACCGGCAAACUCCAAGAUGGAGACACUGUCCUUCAGGAGAGCCUAGACUGUCCCACAAAAUCAGCUGUCCUGAGCUCAGGGAAAGUUUCCGAAAGUAACCUAGUGAAGAGCUUACGGGAGAAGUUUCAGAGUUUAAGCACAAGCUCAUGAACGUGAAUUUUGUCAAUUUUUAUCAGGAACUAUCACAUGGAAAAUAUAUCUGCCAGUUAUCUGACCCUUUUAAACAUCCCUUUAUCCUGUUUUUUUACACUCAAACUACAAACUUGUCUGCACAAUGUUUUCAUUAUAGGGGGCACUGGGUGAUCAUUUGUAUAGUUACCACAAAUUACACAUAAAAGGGAUAUUAUUGGUCAUUAUUUCAGGCUAUGAGGGGAAAGUCUUUAAAAAGGUGCGUUGCAGUAUUUGUACAUUGGAUAUUUUCUGCACUGUAUGAUACAAAGUUGAUGUAAAUUUGUAAAUAGUUCCCCAUUAUCAACUGAAGAUGAGGUCUUACUUUAUUAUUAUUAGCAUCUAUUUUGUUUCCACUUAGUUUUGCUAUAAUGACUGUAGCACUGUUAUCAUUUAAUCAUGUAAACUGUCAGCUGUAAUUUCACAGGAAAGCAAAAAGGAUCUAAACAAAACAGACUGCUUCUAUCGCAGUGAUUACAGGCAUCUCAUCGAUGAGAGAGCUCCACUAUCAGUAGUCUCUGAUCGUAUACCAAAGAGUUUCCUUUUAACAUUUGUCGACUAUUAAUACAAAUGGUCACAGCAAUAAUUUGCUUCCGCACCGUCUGUUGCUGCUUCUAAAACUGUUUUCACACAUCACUGGAGCUUUAUUUUUCUCAAUAUGUUGUAUAUUUUUCUUUAAUGAUAUUUAUGAAACUGUAUAUUUGGGAGAGAUUGGCCUCAUGUAAAUACCGAGCAGUAGCAACCCUUUUUACUUUUCCAUUCCAGAAAAUAUAUUGUUUAUACUUGAAGUUGAGCAUAUUUUCAAUAAAAACAGAAAUGGUAAGAGUCCACAGGUGCUUUUUUACUCUGUCAUGCAUUAAUGUUCAUGCAUGUAUCAUGACUUUAACAUCACUUGAAAAAAUAUAUUAAUGUUCCACUGGAAGGAAGGAAGAAUGCUUUCACAUCUAAGACAGCUGUCUUGAUUGUAGAAGAUUGAAUGUAUGAAUAAAGAAAAAUCAGGACUUUUUAUUGCAGCUUGCUGUAAGGACUGACUUCUUGCCAUGAUGCCGAACUGUGAAAUAACAGGAAGGCUUUAAACUGGUAAACAGGAUUUUAUAAAUACUGAGAUCAUAAGUCCCAGUCCUGCAAAGUGGGGAAAAUAUUCUGAUAUUAAAGUAUAUUUUAUAGGCAUUUGUUUUACUAAGCAGUUUGUUCUGUUUUGUAAAAGAGUCAAACCAUGUUUAUAUCCUUAAAAGUAAGGUUUUGUGCAGACACAUUUUAUUUGAUGGGGACAGUGCAUGUUAAUAAACAUUGCUUUAAAUGUG